Molecule: messenger RNA, 1470 nt
Organism: Durotheca rogersii
Lineage: Eukaryota; Fungi; Ascomycota; Sordariomycetes; Xylariales; Xylariaceae
Product: kama family protein
Exons: 5
Coding region: 1-1470 (489 amino acids)
Molecular function (GO): iron-sulfur cluster binding; catalytic activity
Source: RefSeq, a predicted model, not a curated record
AUGCUCUCGUGUAUCCACCAGGGCCCAAGACUCGCUGCUCGCAGCGUAGGGGGCCGUAAGGCGCUCGGAGGCGCACACUUCUUAGCACGGAGACUGUCUACCCACGAUGCUCGAUAUGCACCCACGUCUGAAACGGUCGCUGAACCCUCUGCACCGUCUUUUGCAUGGUCACCUCCCCCCCUUACACAGGCUGAAGACGAGUUCUGGCGCGCGAUCCCGUUGUGGAGUGAGGUUUCCAGCGCGGAUUUCUUGUCCUGGAGAUGGAGCAUCGGGAACGUUGUCGAGACGAAGAGGCGCCUUCUCAACUUCCUCGAAGCCGUGGUCCCAGCCGAAGUCCCUCGUGACAAUGCCUUUGGCGGCAUCCAGAGCCGUGACGAGUUCAUGGCCGAUGUGUGCCGCGGCAUCGACAAGUCCGCAAUGUCUGUUCGGAUGAUGCCGUACGUACUGAGUAGGAUAAAUUGGCAGGACCCAGCAAACGAUCCGAUUUUUCGACAGUUUCUCAUGUUGGAGUCUGUGAUGAUAGACGAUCACCCUAAGCUUAGACUCGAUCCGUUGGAUGAGCAGAAAGACGAGCCGGUCCCCAAUCUAGUGCAUCGUUAUCCCGACAAGGCUUUGUUUCUUGCAACCUCCGUCUGCCCAACUAAUUGUGUGUUCUGUACGAGGUCAUACGGGGUUGGCGCCAGCACUCAGCUGGUCACCAAAAAAUCCUUCACACUCUCCCGUGCAAAGAUGGAGGCCGUGUUCAAGUAUAUCGAGAGUCAAGAAGGGUUGCACGACAUCGUUGUCUCCGGCGGGGAUUCGUAUUAUCUCUCGCCCAACAUCCUCGAGUGGAUUGGCGACCGGCUGAUCGGCAUGAAGAACAUCGAAAGGUUCCGGAUCGCCUCCAAGGGACUGGCCAUAGCGCCUAGCCGAUUUCUCGAUAAGGCCGACCCGUGGACGGAUGCCUUGGUCCGGGUGGCAGAAAAAGCCAGGAGGGCUGGCAAGCACAUGGCUUUGCACACCCACUUUAACCACCCGAAUGAGAUCUCCUGGAUUACGGAGAGGGCGAGCCUUAGGCUGCAGCAGUCCGGGGUGAUGGUUCGAAACCAAACCGUGCUGCUGCGCGGCGUUAACGAUAACGUCGAUACCAUGCUGUCCCUCAUCAGGAAGCUAGCUAAGAUGGCCAUUCAUCCCUACUACGUGUACCAGUGCGAUAUGGUACCGGCGGUCGAGCACCUGCGCACCCCCCUGCAGACGAUACUUGACAUCGAGGCACAGCUCCAGGGUGAGAUAGCCGGGUUCGACAUACCGAAGUUCGUGGUCGACCUCCCCGGCGGUGGAGGCAAGCGGCCAGCGUACCUCCACGAGUCGUAUGACCGAGAAACUGGCGUUUCCACAUUCACGCAACCAGCACUUAAGGGUAGGAGUAAGGAGGGCAGAACGUAUAGAUAUUACGAUCCGGUUAAGCCUCGACAGGAUUCCGCCGUAUGA